AUGGCUAUUUUCCGCUCGUACAUUUUACGUCUGAUGGAUGAAGAAAGGACACACGUGAAGCAAGGACGGACUGAUCGUCAGCAUCUUGUCGCGCGUCUGAUGCGCGCAUUAGACACAAAUCAAAGUCCCGGCGAGGCACCUCUCUACGAAGUCGCGGACGAAAACAAGGCUAUCAAGACUGUGAAUAUGACCGAGGAAGAGAUCAUCAGCAAUCUCUUCGUAUACGCAUUUGCCAGGAACGACACUACAGCAAUCGCACUAACCAGCAUACUUCACCAUCUCGCCGCGAACCCACUCUUGCGAUUGUGGGUUAGUGAAGAACUACACCACUACCUUACUUCUAGCGACACCAGCACAUGGAGUUUCGAGAACUUCAAAAAGCUAAAACGCUGUGGUGCUGUGAUUAUGGAAACAUUGCGUAUCUGCCACCCACUAUCCCAAUUAGUCAAGACGACGGGUUCAAAUUUUCAACCCUUGAAAUACAACGGUGAAACAUACAUUAUCCCUGCCGGAACGUCAGUCCGUUGCUCUAUACCAGCUCUCCACGCACUCCCCAAAUACUAG
Molecule: messenger RNA, 564 nt
Organism: Alternaria arborescens
Lineage: Eukaryota; Fungi; Ascomycota; Dothideomycetes; Pleosporales; Pleosporaceae
Exons: 2
Coding region: 1-564 (187 amino acids)
Molecular function (GO): iron ion binding; heme binding; monooxygenase activity
Source: RefSeq, a predicted model, not a curated record